AUGGGAAACGUUCGCCUAAUUUGGAACAACUACCAACAACAACAGCAAGGACAACAAGUUGCAGUUCAUCAUACUCAUCUCGAUCUCGAUGCAAAGGACAUCAGUGCAGUGCACACGACCGAUUCCAUCCAAAAACGAAAUUUGAACGGACCCGUAAAUGAUACCCCCUCGACACCGAUCUCACAGUCACCGCAGAGUACGUCCUGCAGUCCGUUCACCACCGGCUACUACAGCGGCCAGGUGUUCUUCCCGCAGACCCCGAACGCGGUGCUGCGGACCCCGCCGGGUGCCAUCGGCGGACGGGGCGGCGGGGUGUUCUUCGGACUGCCCACUCCGAGUCCCAGUGGAAGCAGCAGCCACAGCAGCCAGCACAGUGCCAACAGUCCGGAUACGCCGUCCUGCUCGGCGGCAAUUUUUCACCAAUUCCCGACGAGCUUCUCGACGCCCAGUAGUGGAACCAGUCCUGCCAUUGUCGCCGCGUCCACCUCAUCGUCUUCCUCCUCCGCCGUAUGGAACGACGAAGGAGAUGAAUCGAGUGAGUCCGACUCGUCUCAGCCUUCGUCCGGAUGUAGUUCGCACUGCUUGGGCCUUCCGGCAGUGCACGGUCAUCCAUCGCACCACGAUGGCAUCGGUGGCGGCAGCGGCAGCAGCAGCAGCAGCAGUACUAGCGGAAGCGGCGGAACAAUGGGCCUAAUGGCUGCAAACAACAACGCAGGGUUCAUUCCACCCCAUCUGGACUACAUGGCUGGUCGUGAACAGCUGCAGGAGUUUGCCGGCAAAAUCCCACAGCGCAAGAAGAAGUCCAAGGCAAACAAGUCCAGGAAAUCGAGAUUUCUGGAGCAGACCCUGGUGUGGCCGACAUUGGCCGUGACCGCCACGUUGUUUGCCAUCGGCUGGGGAUUCCUUGCUGCCAGGUGA
Messenger RNA from Sabethes cyaneus, 918 nucleotides. Its product is annotated as putative protein TPRXL. The coding region runs from base 1 to 918 and encodes 305 amino acids. The record is from RefSeq and is a predicted model, not a curated record. Lineage: Eukaryota; Metazoa; Arthropoda; Insecta; Diptera; Culicidae. The transcript is spliced from 4 exons.